Paramuricea clavata is the source of this 2561-nucleotide messenger RNA. Lineage: Eukaryota; Metazoa; Cnidaria; Anthozoa; Malacalcyonacea; Plexauridae. The record is from the annotation of a GenBank genome assembly.
AUGGCAGCAGCAGUCUGUCUAAAGAAUAGAUGUCCCCAAAUGACAGCAGUACAGCUUUUGAAAACCAUAUUUAUUCAGCAUUCAGGUUUGAUGGUAAGUUGAUACACAGAUGAUAUAGUUAUGUAUUUUACUCUCUCUCUAUAUAUAUAUUUCUAAAGGCUCAAUUCUGAAGCUAAUAUGUACUAUGAAAUCUCAAAGUAAUCCAUUGUCUGGUUUGAUGCCCAUGCCAUUUUAUUGUAUCAUUUUAUCAUGUUUGUUCAAACUCACCUUCCCCCAGUUCGGAGGGGGGUAAAAAUUUCUUUGUGACAAUUGUAAAGCUGGAGUAAUAUGAGCAACAAAAUUGCUGCAACUUGCAAUAAAAUCUGAUUCCAAUGCAUGUUAAGUAGAAAUGUUGACACAUGUUGCCUCAUGAUUUGUAAUGUAUGUGUGAAUAUUUUCAAUUAACAUGCGUUGAAAUCAGAUUUUGUUGCAAGUUGCAGCAAUUUUGUUGCUCGUAUUACUCCACCUUAAGUGUAUUAGGACAUCCAAAGGCAGGGGGUUAACCCAUGAAGGAGCGAUGCACCCAAAUGCACCAUACUUUAUUCUUUUACCUUGUCUAACACCACACCAUUAUACUCGUCAAAAGGGAGAGUCUUGCACUUUAAUGGGUCAACUUUCACUUUCCUAUGUGGGGGAAGUAUGGAUUUUUACCGGAAUGACCCAAUGUGAAAACAACUGAAUUUAAUGUAUUUAUUAUUUUAGUCUACUCUGUGUCGACUCAGGGUUCAUCGCUUGGCUGUGUCCCAUACUUUCUUGUACAAGAAAUUGAAUGAAUAUGGGGAAAAGCACAAUGAAAAAAUUCUGGAAAAUGUUCUUAUCGAAGGGAAGAGAUUGAAAGCAGAAUUCGCUCAGAAAAAUGACGAGAUUGAUGAAAUAGAUAGCGGGAUUGUGAAUGCAGCUACAGAGGCAACUGAACCAGACAAUGGAAGAAAAAUUGUUUUUGAUAACUUUGACUUUAAGCAAAUUGUGCAUCAUAUGACUGAAACACAUCAAAAUAUUGAUAAUCAUUGGGUCAGUAAUAAGUGCACUGAAAACACAGUAUCUGGUAAUCAUUUAUCGACAGUGCGACUAAAGAAUUCUGCCAUCCUUGAUCUUGACAAUGGAAAGUUUAUCUCCAGCAAAGAAGAACACAUGCUGCAGAGACAAAAUUAUUCUACUCUUGUGUCACAAAUUAUUGUGAGGAACAUUGUUUGCUUACACUUUCUAAGUCAGUGUGCUCCACAGCAUAUCAAGCACCAGUAUCAAUCAGAAAUGAUGAAGAAAACAGAAACAGUAAGCUUACCUUUGCAAAUGUAUUAUUUAAUUUAUUCAAACUGAUUAUCUUGAGUAAGCAGGCAAAACUAAAAAUAAUGACUUGAGCCACUGUAAUUUUUUUUCAAUUUCACCUGAUUAUUGGGAAUAAAAAUUUUGGAAAACAGUACUACUGUACAUGCCAACUCAAAUGAUUCCUUUGGUGUUCAAAACAAUCAGAAAAUUUGAUCAUCUUAACUUCAUUAUACAUUUAACCCCUUAAGUGAUAGUGUGGCUCAAUGCACAAUACUUUAAUAUUUAACUCCGUCUAAUGUCAGAUAAUUUUAUACUUGACAAUGGUAAAGUGCUGGUACACAGUGGAUUAAUCAUAAUAUGAUGCUUGUGAUGUUACUCUGAGUGUAUAUCCACACCGGGCAAGCUUGAAAAAUAUGCCUGACCACGGUGAGAAUCGAACCUACGACCUUUGGAAUACUAGUUCGAGUAUGUGAUAUUUUGGAACAGAAUCUAGUUCCUUCGAUAUCAAUGUAAUCUAAUAAUCAUGCAUAUUUUUCAAGCUUGCCCGGUGUGGAUAUACACUCAGAGUAACAUCACAAGCAUCAUAUUCACCUAAGUACAUUACACCAACACAGAAAAAAUCAUAAUCAUACUAUGUUAUAACAUUGUAAAGUCCUUUAGGUUUCAAAUGCCACUCAAUUUGUUAAAUCAUAGAUAACCUGAAAGACAUGUCUUCUGGAUUGUCUAUGGUUAAAUGAACUUGAAAUCUUAAUUAAGCACAGAUAGAUCUUGCUUUACACUGUGUACUUCCACAAAUCUAACUUCCAGAAUAAGGGCCUUCACUAGAAACAUCGAAGUUUUGCUUGUAUUUUACAUAUCCUAGGGCUAGGCAACAACAUAGCGCAUAUAUAUAUACACACAACUACAUGAAAAAUACAAUGGAUCAUGAAAAAUACAUUGGCAUUAAUGAAUCAACAUUAUGCAUAAGCUUUUACUGUAUGUUUCACAAGGUUCUCCUUGGGAUGUUAUUUCAUGAUGAGAACACAAAAGAAGGCAUUGAAUAUGUGAUGGAAGAAAUUAACAAGUAUGUACCAUGUUCUGGUGAUGAAGAAGAGAAAGCUUAUUUGAUGAGCCAAGGAGUAGUUGGGGACCAAUUGUCAAUUGACCGUGGAAUAAAUCAUCUCUUGCAAGUUGCUAAUGGUCUCAAUCCUGAAGAAAGAAAAGAAGGACUCCACAUGGAGAUAGCAGAUUUUCAUGCGCAGAUGAAAUUCUUACAG